AUGCUCCUCUCCAACAUCACGCACUCUCUGACUGCAGGAGUGCCUCUGUCGGUGACCUUCGACCAUCCUGUGGACUAUCUCAUCUUCAUUUUCCAGGUUCUAUUCGCCUCCACCGCCGUCCUGCUCGCCGGACCCGUGGUCGUCUCCAUCCUGGCCACCAGAGCGCUUUACCUCCAGAACAGGUUCAUCUUCAUGCUCAACACCAGCGUCUGUGACACGCUGGUGGGCUUCUCAGUCUUCUAUGUGGGUCUGUUUGAUGUCCAGGAGGGCUAUCCUUCCAGAAACGGGACUUACAACGUGCUGCCCUCUCUCCUCGGGGUCAACAUCAUGACGUUCCUGUUUGCGCAGUUUGACCGCUACUUUGCGGUUUGUCAUCCGUUCGUCUACUCGCGCUUUGUGAAACGUUGGGUGGUUAUUUGUGCAAAUGUCUACUGUUGGUGUCACGUCUACGGCCAGCUGGUCAUCUCGAGGUUCCUGCCCCUUUCCAAAGCGAUCCAGGUGUAUGUUUUUACUAUAGUCUGCCUGCAAGUCAUCGUGCUCACCAAAGUGGUCAUGACCAUCAAACUGUACGUUGUGGCCCGAUACCAGCUGGAGAGAGACCCGCCCAGCACCGACCGGGAGAGCAAGAAGGAGUCUCUGAGAAUCAUCAUCUUUGUGGUCAUCACCUUCCUGCUGCUGUGGUUUCCUUCUUUCAUUAACAUCAUCCUCAGACUGGCGCUGGGCGCGGGGCUGACGUUCAGGAACGAAGCCAGCAACCUGUUCGCCAUCAUGGCGCGUUUUAACGCAGUGUCCACCCCGGCGGUGUACCUGUGGGGCAGUCCGGCCCUGAGGAGAGCCAUGGUGAAGACAGUGUGGGGCAGAGUGUGUCCGCGGUGCAGGAGGAGGUGA
Stegastes partitus (bicolor damselfish) is the source of this 888-nucleotide messenger RNA. RefSeq names its product trace amine-associated receptor 7e. The record is from RefSeq and is a predicted model, not a curated record. Gene Ontology annotation, cellular component: membrane. Lineage: Eukaryota; Metazoa; Chordata; Actinopteri; Pomacentridae. The transcript has a single exon. Gene Ontology annotation, biological process: G protein-coupled receptor signaling pathway. Gene Ontology annotation, molecular function: G protein-coupled receptor activity. The coding region runs from base 1 to 888 and encodes 295 amino acids.